Messenger RNA from Symbiodinium natans, 513 nucleotides. Lineage: Eukaryota; Dinophyceae; Suessiales; Symbiodiniaceae. The record is from the annotation of a GenBank genome assembly.
AUGGCGUUGCCGUCUGGCGAAAAGAGACGCAGAGACGAUCGCAUUGGGUACGUGCGCCACCUCAUGCAGCUAUACACUGGCGCUAGCGGGCGCGGCGAUCACGUGCAGAAGAACUAUCAGCCACUGGAUGGUCCGGAGGGUGGGGGAUGGCUGUGCACGCUAAGCGUGCCGCGUUACUCCAGCGCCACGUAUUCUGGCGUCGGCAAAAACAAGAAAGAAGCACUGGAAGCUGCGGCAUCUCAUUGCGUUCUCCACUUUGGAAAGAGAUGCUUUGGCUGCCAAAGAGGAGAGGGCCAAGAAGAAGUCCAGAAAAUGUUGACAUGUCUUAUUGUUUGCUUGGGCGACCUUGACGUCUGCCGCAAUGGCGGCGCGGACAGUUUGCAUGAAGCGGCUUGGAAGGUCGCUGAUAUGCCAAAGUUGGGCCAAGCUGCGGAAGCAGCGCUGUGGGUCUUGCACAUACGGGAGGGGUUGUUGGUCCAAAUCCCACCAAACGUCUCACUGUGCAUUGCUUGA